Messenger RNA from Branchiostoma floridae (Florida lancelet), 5832 nucleotides. Its product is annotated as ATP-binding cassette sub-family G member 4-like. Gene Ontology annotation, molecular function: ATP hydrolysis activity; ABC-type transporter activity; ATP binding. The transcript has 15 exons. Gene Ontology annotation, cellular component: plasma membrane. Bases 182 to 2326 code for a protein of 714 amino acids. The record is from RefSeq and is a predicted model, not a curated record. NCBI's taxonomy places the organism in Eukaryota, Metazoa, Chordata, Leptocardii, Amphioxiformes, Branchiostomatidae.
CUUACUCAACACGAAAAGAGAAAUGCUUCCUUCCUUUUUAUUUCUUUGAUGCUGUCACCUCAAGGCAAUUAGAAUAUAUAGGAGGAGGAGGAAGAAGGUCGUCAGAAGUGCAGUGAAAUGUUUGAUAGAGACUCCCAGCUGCUCGUAGGUUGAAGAGGACAGUUUUAAGGACAGCAGGAAGAUGACGACGACUGUGACGGUACAGGUUCCACUUGAUGAGAUUGUGGUGCCAAACAGCAGCCCGGCUUCCCCUGGGGGGAUUUCCAACCAAUCCAAUGGACAUGUGCCCAACGGUACCAUAUCUAAGGCUUUACCAGACAACCCUGCUGCUGCCACGGAGAAUGGACACAUCCCGCGCAGUAGGUCGGACCAUGGACCCUCCCUCUCUCACCUUCCAAAACGACAGCCGGUCGAUAUCGAAUUCUCCGACCUCUGUUACAACAUACGGCAGGGCUUCUUCAGAAAGAAAGGGUAUAAGACCAUAUUGAAUGGCUUGUCGGGAAAGUUCUUCAGCGGAGAGCUGGUGGCCAUCAUGGGGCCGUCAGGAGCUGGGAAGUCUUCACUCAUGAGCAUACUGGCAGGAUACCGGUCUGGCUCCAGCCCGUCUUGUUCCUGUUUUGACAGUACUGGGGGUGUCAACGGCUCGCUACUCGUUAACGGAACACCCAGGAACGAGCGCGACUUCCGCAAGAUGUCGUGUUACAUCAUGCAAGAGAACCAUCUCCUCCCGCACCUCACCGUCAUGGAGGCCAUGAUGGUCUCUGCCAACCUCAAGCUGACAGAAAAGACACCGAGACGGGAGAAAAAACUCUUGGUGGAGGAGAUCCUGGGCACCUUGGGUCUGACAGACUGUGCCAACACUCGCACGGUCAAUCUGUCCGGCGGGCAGGCCAAACGCUUGUCCAUCGCCCUGGAGCUGGUCAACAACCCGCCGGUCAUGUUCUUUGAUGAGCCAACCAGUGGCCUUGACAGUGCCUCCAGUUUCCAGUGUGUUUCCCUCAUGAAGUCCCUGGCUCAGGGUGGGCGUACCAUCAUCUGCACCAUCCACCAGCCAAGCGCUAAGCUCUUCGAAAUGUUUGACAAGCUGUAUGUUCUGGGGGAGGGCCAGUGUAUAUACCAGGGGAAGGUGGAUGGACUCAUCCCCUACCUGAAGGGACUGAACCUGAUUUGUCCCACCUUCCACAACCCUGCAGACUACAUUAUGGAGGUAGCCAGCGGUGAGUACGGUAACGUCCUACCCCAGCUGGUGAAGGCUGUACAGAACGGAGAGUGCACAUCCUACCACUGUAACUCCCCCAUCCGCCAGGAGCACAGCCCCACCAAGCUGCGCCAGCUCAUCAAGAGCGGAACCAUGACCGUGAACGAGGCCAGGAAGCUGAGGGAAGCCCUCGAGCAGUCCGGGCAGCUCACUCCGCUCACCGAGGAUGAAGACGGCAACAGGGAGUUUUUUGGUGAAGUGGAACAUCACACAAACACCUUCUCCACUUCCUGUCUGACUCAGUUCUGGGUGCUGUUCAAGAGGACCUUCCUUACAAUAGUCAGGGACACAGUUCUGACCAGACUGAGGCUGUGCUCCCACCUACUGGUUGGUCUGUUGAUUGGGAUGCUCUACUGGAAGAUUGGCAAUGAGGGCAGCAAGGUGUUCAACAACACAGGGUUCCUGUUCUUCUCCAUGCUGUUUCUCAUGUUCACUGCCCUCAUGCCAACAGUGCUCACAUUUCCUAUGGAGAUGUCAGUGUUCAUCAGGGAACACUUAAACUACUGGUACUCACUGAAGGCCUACUACCUGGCUAAAACACUGGCUGAUGUGCCCUUCCAGGUUGUUCUGCCAGUGCUGUACUGUACCAUAGUGUACUGGAUGACGGAGCAACCCUUCGAGGCCCUGCGAUUCACCCUCUUUGUGGCUCUGUCAACUCUAACCUCUCUGGUGGCACAGUCUCUGGGGCUGUUGAUCGGAGCGGCUUCUACAUCGCUUCAGGCUGCAACGUUCCUGGGACCAGUGACAGCCAUUCCCAUCCUCCUGUUCUCAGGAUUCUUCGUGAACUUUGACACCAUCCCAGACUACCUGCAGUGGAUGUCGUACAUCUCGUAUGUCAGAUACAGCUUCGAAGGGAUCCUGCUGUCGAUCUACGGAUUUGACCGUGGCCCACUGGACUGUGAGGAAGGGAAGUUCUGCAUCUUCCACGAGAGCGAAGACGUUCUGAAGGAGAUGGACGUGCAAGACGCCAAGCUGUACGUGGACUUCAUCGUCCUGGCCAUCUUCUUCAUCCUGCUGCGUCUGGGGGCGUACCUGGUCCUCCGCUGGAAAGUCAAGUUGCAACGUUAAAAAUCCUCCAACUCUGUUGUAAAGGCAUCAUUACUUACAUGUUGUUGUAAGAUUGGUCGCCAAGGCUAUUUCUUUUAUGUUCUUUUUGUUGAAAGGUUAAACAGUUAUUUUGUUUUUCUGGGGAAGGAAGAGGACAAGGGAGCAGGCAGAUGGUGCAGGAUCCCUGUCAGAAUGCCAGGGGAUAAAUUGGGUAUUUUUAAGGCUUUCUGAAAUGGAGAUUCUAAUUUUUAAAGGCCUUAAAAAUAUUGUGAAUUGGCUGUUGCCAAGCAAAGUGGUGGUGUCUAUAUAAAUUUUCCAUCUCAAUUUGUCUGAAAGAUAUGAUGGCACCCCUGUUUAGAAAACAGAAACUGCUUAGAAGCCUAUGGUUUCAAAAGAUAAUAUUUAAGAAGAAAAUAGUCUGAAACAUAUAUCAGAUUCUCUAAAUCUCCCUCUCUUUUCAAGUGUCCUCAUUACUAAAGACAUGGUCCACAACUGUGACAUGUUUUUGCACAGAAAACACAUUGUUUUUCUUGCCAACGUACCAUUUUUUGGAGGUAUAUUAAACUGUUGAGAUUGAUCUCCCGUGGAAAAGCAGCCUCAAAGGCCUCGCUCCUGAGGUGUCACCUAAAAAGACUUCAUCAAGUAUCAUAAGCCUUGUAUUGAAGAAAACAGCAAUUAUCUGUACAGAAAGUGUGGAACACAAGCAAGAAACUAUUGAAGUGAUCUGCAAUGCAUUUGAAAAUAUUGUACAGGCACAGUGAACAGGGUGGAAAUGAUUCACUUUCUAAAUGAAAACAUAAUCUUUACAUUAGAAUACUAGAUAAUUAUGUAAGUCACGAAACUGGGUUAAUUCAGAUAGUUUUGUAUUUAACCAGCUACUUUAAGCUUUGAAAACAAAGGGGAAGCUUUUGGAGCUGUCACUGUAUACUUUUGUGAGGAAAGAAAAUAAGAUCCUCAGUUGGAAAAGUCAUAUUUCUUAAAAAGACUAGAAUUAACUCACAUGAUAAGGUUGAUAAGAAAUAAUACUCGGUAAGAUUUGACCAAUGCAACUGCAAAGCAAUGCAACUUUUGUUUGAUUUUUAAUGCACUUCAGGGGAAACUUGAUAUUAUAGAGAUGGUAGUGUAUGUCAAUGUUGACAGUAGAGAAAAAGCUACUCAAGAGAAAACAUUAACUUAAAAUUAAAAAGAUUUAUUAUUUUGCUGAUUUAGUUAAGGAUAAAGAAAUAAACUUUUGCACUAAGUUAUUGCUCCAUGAAAUGUGUUUUUCAAGUAGAAAUUUGCCUUUUCUCACUUAAUUCUAUCAUUUUGGUACAUUUCUGACAUUUUGUUCUAACACUUUAGCCAGGACUUCACAUUGUUUUCCUUAAUAUCUGACCAAUAUAAAAAAAAGAUUCACCAGUAGAGCUGGUGUAUAUAUAUGAAUAUGAUAUCUGUGGGAAAAAUAGCAUUGAAAAUAAUGCUGGAUUUGUUUACCAUACAAUCCAUUUGUCAUUUUUUUCUUUUAUCCCGAAAAAAGAAAUGCAAGAAAAUACAUUAAACUACUAACAAUCAACAGGUAUGAUAAGGAUUAAAGUGGAAGCAUUUGAAAAAGGAAAAUGCAAUUUUUCAAGGCCAACAGUGCAAAAUACAUAUAUGAGAAACAGUGAUUAGACAGACUUAAAUAUGUUCACUCUCUGACAAAGACCCAAUAUUAAAGUUCUAAACAUGAUUAACAAUUUACAUUAAAAAAAUCAAGGAGCUCCUUGAUUGUAGCCACACCACAAAUUUGUGCCAACUCACACAACAAGGCCUUUACAAUGCAUUCUAUUCUGUUGCACAAUUUCUUUAUUGGAACUAAGAAGAGUUUAACAUCAAGACUUUGCAUUGUUGUCUCAGGACAACUUCUUGAGCAAUGCAACUAUAGGCAGGAGCUCUGUCUUACAAUGCAAAAACUCCUUGAGAGUUUAUAAAUAACGUUAGAGUGACUUUGUCACAUUAUUUGUGGUACACCGUAACCCAUAGAUUCUCUUACAACUGUAUUUAUAUUUAGUGAACAGUUGAUAUAUUAUAGUACAGUAUAAUUUGUGAUGUCAGUAUGCCAUGCUUAUUCCCUAAUUAUACAGUAAACCUAAUGUUUUGCUCUUUUUCAUAGAGCUUAGUUCUUUGUAACUGUCGUCUUGUUGUACAUGUAUUAAGCAGUGUUAAUGAUAUAUUUCACUCUACACCUGUGUACCUUAUACAGGUCCUAUCAGUAAUAAUAUUCUUUAUCACAAAAGUGGUCAAAUGUUUGUUACAGUUUUUGUUCUAGACCAUUUCAUUCAGAGCUCAUUCAAAGUAUUGAUAUGAACGCAUUGUGAAUUGUACACAUUUUAUGGCCAUGUUGAUUUGAUUAUAUGGAGGACAUCCUCUGGGAGCCCCAAAACUGAUGCGUGUACUAGUAACUAAUAAAUGAAAUUUAUUUGAUCGAAAAGAAAAAAAAGGCGUCAGUGAGAUUUAAAAAAUGACUAAACACACAGUAUGACAUGCAGAAUGAUUUUUGUGUGUUUUAAAAAAAAAUAUGUUCUCUGAUUAUACAGUUGACAUCUUCUGGGAACCCCAAAAGUGAUGCAAGCAUGCAAAGAAAAAAAGCUGCCUUCAUUAUAAAAUCUAUAAGUAUUCAGAAAGGUUGAAGGAAUCACUAAAAGACACAGUAUGGUAUACAGAACAAUAGAUUACUCAUUUUUUUCAUCUUCAAUCUUGUUUGAGUUUGGAAUUGACUUUGUCAUCUAAGUGUCCAUUUUCGGAUAAUUUUUCCGCAACUUACAGCAUGUAUUUGCUCAUUUUGCUACAGCUUUGUAAGAUUCACAGUAUGGUGGCAACUUUUAUUUUUUUGCAAGUGGACAAAAAUUUAUGUGUGCUUGGAUGUCAUCCAUAUUAUUCAGAUCAACAUGGCCUAAGGGACCAUUAACUGUUUUAUGCUGCACACCUGUUUAUCUGAGGUUUUAGUGUGUUUGAAAUAUUCUACUUAAUGCAAUGUCAGCUCUCAACCAUAUUUAAAAAUUGCAGACACCCAAGAAUGUCUUAAACACCUGGAUAUCUGAAGUGUGCAAACAUCUGUGAUGACUAGAACUACAUUCCUGUAGCUAAAGUUACCAUUCAGCAAGAAUAUGAGAGUUGAAUGUUUUUGUGAAGUACACUGGUUCUGUGAAAUUGUGAAGGUAUUGAAAAUUGAAUAGACAAGUGCAACUUAGCAUACCAUCUUGUAUCUGGCUGUGGUAUAGGUGUAACUUCUGUGUUAAGCCUCUGAGUAUAUGGAGUUGUGAAGUAACUGUUCUUUUCACUGUGAAAUAAGUAUAUACAUAUUGAGCUUAUUGUAUUGAAGGUCUGAUACAUAUGUCUUAUUUUCCAUACUAGUACUGUUAACACUAUUGUUAGACACCGACAUAGUUUCAUCUUGCUAAAAAAGGUAAUGUUAUCUAAUGAUGAUUAGAAGGGCAGUUUCUUGAAGAUACAAUUGAAAGUUAUUUAGGUUGUAGUAUGUUGUAAAAUGGGAGUCAAAUAGGUAAAAA